AGAGUUGGCGUCAGUCCUCAGUCCGGCUCUUCUGGGUAGAGAGAGCCCGAAAGUUCUGGAGUAGGAGCGGAGAACGAGCCGACUGGGGGUCAGAGUGGAUUUAAACCGAAACAAAAGUAACUGAAAUAACGGAAAUUAACCUCAGUCAGAAGCACAGGAAGACUCGGUUUGACUCGGCUUUGUUCGCUCCAGCUCCGGAUUUACAACGUAAAUACGCUCUUUUUUAAAAAAAAAUGUUAACACUUUUAUUUUGUUUAACUUGAUUUUACAUUUUUUUGUUCAGUCCUUUUUCAUUCCAACUUAAGAAGAAGAGCAACACCUGACAGCUGACUGACGAAAGUUGCGCAACCGACACGACAACAAUAUCGAGACAAAGACGUCACCAACGUACAGUUCGCUCCAGUCCUCCCAGUGUCAGCACGUCUACUGGUCUCCCUCCGUGUUUAAACUUUUACAAAGUCUUAUUUUAUGGACUUCUACUUCACUUAAAACUGGCACAAGCGGUAAAAACAGCUUCACUUCGACUUUAACGGUUUUUACUGGAUUUACUGGUUUCCUGUUGAGCAUCAGUUCGGACCAGUUCGUCUAAAAACACAAGAUGAGCAUGGGCGUGGCCACAGCGAGGUCUCAGCAGUGUCUGAAGAGAUUACUGGAUGAACCCCAGGAAAAUCUACCCAAAUGUAAAGUUCCCCGCUUGGCUUUACCUCCUCCAACCGCAGGUGUACCACAACGCCCCAGGUCCAGAAGCCCCACCCCCAAGUCUGACCAGAGCCAAUCUCCAACCAGGGUUGGACCUUACAUCCUGUAUGAGCGCUGUGAGGGGGAGGAGACUUAUAGAGCCUCGCACUCACAGACAGAACAGCAAUACACCUGCCAGGUGAUUCCGCUUCGUGGUUACCAGGAGCGAUUGGCUGCCUAUGCCCGUGUCGGUCACCAUGCCAACAUCUGUGGCCUGCAGGACGUUGUAAUUGGACAGGACAGCGUCUAUGUCUUCCUGCCUGGUCAUCAUGGAGACAUGCACGCGUACGUAAGAAACAGGAAGCGUCUGGGUGAAGAGGAGGCGGGGCAUCUGUUCUCUCAGAUGCUGAGCGCUGUGGCACACUGUCAUCAACAUGGAGUCGUACUAAGAGACCUGAAGCUCCGCAGAUUUGUCUUCACUGAUAAAUACAGAACUUGUUUGGCUCUGCUCGGCCUCAACGACUGCGUCCUCCUCCACGGUAAAAACGAAGACGACUCUCUGACAGACAGACACGGCUGCCCCGCCUAUGUGAGCCCUGAGCUGCUGACCAAUGGGAAAGGCUCUUACUCAGGCCGUGCCGCAGACAUCUGGAGCCUGGGCGUGUCUCUGUACACCAUGCUGAUUGGACGCUACCCAUUUCAGGACACUCAGCCCGCAGCACUGUUUGCCAAGAUCCGCCGCGGCGCCUUUAGCCUGCCUGAUUGGCUGUCACCACAAGCAAAGUGUCUGAUUGGCUGCAUGCUGAGGAAGUCGCCUGCGGAGAGGUUACAGGCGUCGGAGUUGCAAAUGCACCCGUGGCUGACCAAUCGGUGCACGCAGCAUCAAAACACACAAAAGACUCAACGCAGCUCCCAUAAAACACCACAUAACAAAGAUGAGGACGAGGACGACCAGGUGGUGCCAACGUGGACUGAAAAACACUAACAUAUGUUUGUGAGGUUUAUGUUUGUGAAGACAUGCACUUAUAAAAGAUCACUUCUUAACCACACAACUAAAAAGUGAUGAAGGUAUUCAGAAUAGUGUUGUUAUAAGUUAAUUAGCACUUUAGGCCCCCCCAACUUGCAUGAAUAUACACCUUAGACCCUGAAAAACCCGGAGGAAUCAUCAUGCGGGCCUGGUUGUUCACAGUAGGAUCAAGUCUUGAAGUUUGAUUGUUUAGAAUUAAAACAAAGGAGCAAAAUGUAGUUAAAUAAAAUGAAAUGGGACAUUAAAAGGAGCAGUUGCAUCCUUAUGUUGCAUUACUGUGGUAACAUGAUGAUACAAAGUUCUUCUGCCACACUAUUGUAGCGAAACACAGUUCACAACAUUGCAUGCUCAUUUAAAGCAGCUAUUAGAAAUUUCCACUUUGUGUAGAUUUGGCACCCCCUGUGGACAAAGUAUACAGUAUUAAUCCUUCUUUAAAACACUGGAAAUCCAGAUUAGGUCAUCCUAGAAAAAUCUGCGAUUUGAUUUGGUUUAUUCUCAACAGUUUCUCUUUGAACAACCUUAAAAAAACAAGUUUGAUUGCAUGAUCCUUGGUAGAAAAAAUGCAUUCCUAUCUGGAUCUUUAUAAUCCAGAUUAAACCCUUUAAAACAACCAGGCCAUGAUGACAAUGGUCAUAACAACGGUGCAGUUUUAGCUGAGAGUGUGAUUUUAGUCAAGGCUAGAAAAUGUUGACAAUCACUGUUUUAUUUUUUUCAGUUAAACUAUUUCAGUCCUGCAGGUGUAGGAAUGUUGUGCAAUGUUAGUCGUAACUCAAAUCUGAGUAUCUGAUCCACUUCCUGGAAAGAAGGAAUGGUAAUCUUAAACUCACUAAAAAUGUCUACUCUCCAGUCCAAAAGCUCAAACAUGUCUUCACAAAACUAGACAAGCAUUAACAGACAAACACAUUUCCAAAACAGUCUGAUCCUGGAUUACUUGACCCCGACCCUCAGGUGCCUUUCACUCACUGUAGCUGUGUCGCCAUUCAAGCCCCGCCUCUUUUUAAGUGCAUGACUAAUGGGAGUCAGUGGCUCUACAUGGAAUCCAGAAGUCAGUUUAAACAAACUACAUGCGGGGUUUUUUCGGUAAUUUUUGUAAGUAAAUGUGGAGAAUUUCCCUCUUGCAAAGGAGUUGCAGCUCCAUGCCAAACUAAUGAUUCACACAUCCUCAUUGAUCGAGUUUAACCUUACAUUUAAAACGUUUUAGAUUGAAUAGGCUGACAAAGAUGCCCUAAAUGUGCAGAUGGAUGUUUUUAAAUUAUUUGAAGGAGGCAGAGCUUGAAUUGCGGCAUAGUUUCUUCCUCAGUGUUUACGCUUUCUGGUUGCUCUUUAAAAUUUGAAGUGAAGGAUCAGUGUUUUUAAGUUUGCAGAUAUCUUUCAGAAACAUUUUUUUUUUUUUUUUAAUUAAUUAAAUACAAAAGUGAUGUUAUGCUGUAAAUUCACCUUCAGUCAGACACAGUUCACUGUUCAAUAGAAGCCAAAUUAUGCAAUUUUUAGGCCAGUUAUCUCAGGAUUCAGACUUUAUUUACUGUCCUGCCUAUGUUUUUACUUUUUCCUGCAACAGCAGCUGCUUCUAGGUUUAAAAUAGUUAAAAAAGAUCCUGUGAUGUUACAUUUUCUUUUUCCUCAUGCCUAUUAUAAUCCUGAUAAAGUUCAAACAGGUUUAAUUGAGAUACUUCACUGUCUGCUGAUAGACAAAAGCACUGAAAUGUUCAUUAGCAGGAGUGUAAGUGACAUUUUUUGCUAAAUUUGUGAGUUUUUAUUCCACUUAAACUAGACCAGGGUAAAGGCUCUUCAUUAAGCACAAAGUUUGGAUCCUAAGUAAACAGUGAAGUUGUAUUUUUGAGAUAACUGGUCUAAAAUUAUCAGUUUCUGUUUAUUUGACUGAUCAUAAUGCAUUAGACCUGCAGCCAGCUAACAGGAUGCCUUCUUCUGAACUUGUCAUACAGACCUCAUGUACAAUCUGAGAAGAAAUAAAGAUGUUUUACAAAA
This is a messenger RNA of Cheilinus undulatus (humphead wrasse), 3690 nucleotides long. RefSeq names its product tribbles pseudokinase 3 (gene trib3). Gene Ontology annotation, molecular function: protein kinase activity; mitogen-activated protein kinase kinase binding; ATP binding. Bases 599 to 1663 code for a protein of 354 amino acids. Gene Ontology annotation, cellular component: nucleus. NCBI's taxonomy places the organism in Eukaryota, Metazoa, Chordata, Actinopteri, Labriformes, Labridae. The transcript has 4 exons. Gene Ontology annotation, biological process: protein phosphorylation; positive regulation of proteasomal ubiquitin-dependent protein catabolic process; regulation of MAP kinase activity. The record is from RefSeq and is a predicted model, not a curated record.